UGAAAUAGGGCGGUUUGGUGGAUUUUUGUUGAUUCUUCAUUGUGCAAAAUUUGUAGUUUUACAAGGAAAUUUCUCCUCGAUUACGGUCUAAAAUGUCCCUCGUUGAUGAGAUUGCGCAGUUCAAACUAUGGGCUACCGGUCUGGGUUGUCCGUUGGCGAUUAUUCCAACUGAUGAAACGUUGAAAAAAUGCAUCCGGGGGAAGCAAAGCAUUCUCUUCCAGCACAUAAUGAAACAAAUAAAACCGCGCCAGGAAAUCGCAUCGAUGAGGAACAAUGUUCUGGUGGCCAAACUUCAACAGUAUCGAGCACUGGGAAGCGUCGUUGCGAAAUCUAAACUCAACCAAAUGCCCCCCGAAAUUCAACGGUAUGAAAAAGUUGAAAAACUUAAGGCAAAAUGUGCGGAAACCAAAGCUCGUAUCGCAAACUCCAAAUCGAUGCUGAAAAAUCUGUCUGGGAAAAUUAACGAAAAAAAUAUUCAAAAGGUCAAGCUUGAGCAGAAGUUGGAGAGCUCCAGCGAUAAAUUUGCAUACUAUAAGGCACUUAACAAUUCCCUCGCCAAACAAUCGGAAAAGGAAGUCGAAAUCAAGCAGAACAUCGAUCAACUCAUGCCAGUUGUGAUGACCGAUUGUGGGAAAACUAAAUCCGAAGCUGUAGUAGCAGUUCAAACUUGCCUGGACUUUUUAAAUGAAUUUUACUCCAAGUUCACAGAGCUCAAACAGGAAGGUAGUAAGCAAGCACAGCAAAAAUUAUGGUCCAACAUUAGAAAAACUCUGGCUGGAUUUCCGAACUAUUUGCUGUGGUGCGUGCUGAUGGAGAUGAAAGAGAAACAGCUGCAGGAAAUUUCCGAAGCCGAUCGAAAACAGGAUGAAAUGGAGAGGAAUGUUGCCCUUUCGGACCAAGAUAUGUUGCAGGUGAACAUGGCCAAACUUUGUGGUUCACACAUCAAUUUGUUCGUGGAUUUGAUUGCAACAAAACACAUGGUACAAAAUAUCAAAGAUGAUUAUUUGGCCAAGUAUACUCCCUUUUCUCAAAUGUUAGAAACUAAGAUGAAUUUGUUAAACGUAAUGGACGAGGAGGCAGAACAAAUAUUUGAAGAUUAUAUGUUACAAUCAACUUCAAAAGAUUAUAAUCAAGGUCAGCUGGAGUUCAUUAGCAAGGAAAUAGAAAAGAAAAAACAAGAAAUCAAAAUUCAGAACCAGAAAUUGGAAAAUCACGAACAGCUUCUCGCUCAACUAAGAGAUAUCUAUGGCGAGACCGAUUCGUAUUCAUCACGCAUGCAAGAGGAAAUUAUGCAACUGAAACAAAUCAAGGAGAAGAUAUCCUAUUUCAAAAGAUUCAGUAGAUACACCGUUCACAACAUGCGUCAAAAAAUGACUAAUCAAACUCUCAACCUUAGCGAACAAUCUAUGAAUCUCACGCGUAUGGAAAAUGUUCUCCUUACCAACGCUCCCGCAUACAAUCCCCCAACUCUUCCACCAUACAAAAGUGAACUAAAUCUUCUUUCGGAAGUACCGUUUUCAAAAUUCGCCAAAUCUUCAAAAAUUGCCCUAUUUUCUUUCCAAACUCACAUAUGCCUCUCGCAAGCUGCAGAAAGCAACUCGUUACUCAUCCUGUUGCCCAACUGUUUUACAUCGGCUGAGCUAUCCCUGCAAGAACUCAGAAACCUGAUCAAGUUCGAUGAACAUUUGAAAACAUUCAUGAUCGAUCAGAAACCGGAAUUAGAUGUCGUCAACCAAAACGAGCGCCACUAUCAACAGCUGUGGCAGGUUAAUCAUCAAAAGAUUUCCGAACUCCUCGACGAGAUCGAAGCCAUUUCCGGUAGCACCAAGCAGACCAUUGCAAAAAGUCGCAUCUACUACAACUUUGUGCUGGCUAAUGCUCUGCGCAAGUACGUGCCGCCAAAUAAACUUUUCAAUGGGCGCAACUAUCGGGAGUACGAAAAUGAGUAUCUGAUGUAUUAUAGAAUGAUAAAUGGGUCCUUGGGAGGGAAUUAGGUAAGGUUCAUAGUAAUAGUCAAAUUAAUAAACUU
Uranotaenia lowii is the source of this 2029-nucleotide messenger RNA. RefSeq names its product augmin complex subunit dgt5 (gene dgt5). The transcript is spliced from 4 exons. Lineage: Eukaryota; Metazoa; Arthropoda; Insecta; Diptera; Culicidae. Bases 93 to 1994 code for a protein of 633 amino acids. The record is from RefSeq and is a predicted model, not a curated record.